Soboliphyme baturini is the source of this 615-nucleotide messenger RNA. The record is from the annotation of a GenBank genome assembly. NCBI's taxonomy places the organism in Eukaryota, Metazoa, Nematoda, Enoplea, Dioctophymatida, Soboliphymatidae.
AUGGAUGUCAGCGGUCAAGAAAUGAGUGCCCAGAAGUAUCUGGCUGUUGCGGAGCAUUCAAACGUCGAUAAUAGGGAAUCGGUCAAGGCAGUGACCGAUGAACAGUCAGAUGACAGAUGCGAGGUUUCUACAGAACAGGUAAUGCACGGAAAUCUAAUGAAUCGAGACAUCUGUUCGAUGGAAAGGUCAUCAAGAGAAUCGGAAAACGAACUGUCUGACCAAUUCGCCAUCGACACUACCCGGGGAAGCAUUCGACGUCCGCUGGCCCCCCCGAUCGGGUCAGUGUACGAUGCAAAAUUGUACGUACCGGUGGACCGUUUUCCAGAGGUGAACAUCGUCGGCCGAAUCAUCGGUCCUAAGGGUAUGAACAUCAGGCGAAUAGAGCAGAUGACGGGUUGUAAGAUUUCGAUCCGUGACACCAUCGUAGUGAAGAAGGAUCUAAUCGAAGGCAGCAACGACAACCAGGAUGGAAACCGAAAUACGUUUCAGUACGUGAGACAACCUUACGCGCUUAUAACAUGCCAAGACAAGAAGAAUCGACCUUUUAAAGUGAUGCAUGCCAUAGAGGAAUUGGGAAACAUGAUGAAAGUGCCAAAACGACGAAAUUCUAUCUGA